AUGAAGGUCCUCUUUCUUCUCGCUGUUCUCCACUGUUUGGUCCCAAUGAACUCAGGGGAUAUCCCACCUGGAAUACGAAACACUAUCUGCCUUUUGCGCCAUGGGACCUGCAGGCUGUUUUUCUGCCACGCUGGUGAGAAAAAGGCUGACAUCUGCUCCGAUCCUUGGAAUAGGUGCUGCUUAUUGCCGGGGGCGGAUGACAGCACUCAGUCCUGA
This is a messenger RNA of Pteronotus mesoamericanus, 216 nucleotides long. Its product is annotated as sperm-associated antigen 11A-like. Gene Ontology annotation, cellular component: extracellular region. The record is from RefSeq and is a predicted model, not a curated record. Bases 1 to 216 code for a protein of 71 amino acids. NCBI's taxonomy places the organism in Eukaryota, Metazoa, Chordata, Mammalia, Chiroptera, Mormoopidae. The transcript has 2 exons. Gene Ontology annotation, biological process: antimicrobial humoral immune response mediated by antimicrobial peptide.